GCCAUGUUAGAUUUUGAAACUUAUCAAAAUCAAAUAGCUUUUGCAGGAAGUAAGCCGUAGGAUAUCGACGUAACGUAACCAGCAACCGUUUAAAUAGAUACUACUUUGAAAUGUUACAAACAUAAGUAUACCAAGUAUGGAUCCGAACCACAAGAAGAUACUGAUCAAAAACAGAGUGGCGUUGAUAGAUUUAGACGUCAACGAAGAGUUCAUCGGCAAUCUUAAAGCAAAUGGGGUUUUGUCAAGAAAUAUGGUAGAAGACAUAGAGGUAGAACAACGGCGAUCCAGAAAGGCCGGUGUGUUCUUAGAUAUUUUGGAACGAAGGGGUGAAAAUGCAUUCGAUGAAUUCUAUGAAGCGCUUAUAAAGACUGAACAAGGUCACCUAGCAGACAUUCUGAAGCCGGAUAUGGCUGCAUCACGGAAAUCCGAACAACUUGCAAGAAUUGCAGGCAAUAAAUCUGCAUUACCACAAUCAAAUUCAACGGGACGCCAUUUUCAGUCAAGCACGGUUCAGAGUAUGAACGGACAACAUAUACAUUACCCAUCAGAGGAUUUCAACGUCCGUUCUUCCAUACCAGUUGAAGAUGAGGAAUUACCCAGUGAGUGGCCACCCAAGAACUGGGAUCCGUAUAAAGAAAUAGAACAAAUGAAAGUCAUGGGGCAUCCGUCUGACUGGCCGACGAAAGUUCACGAUCGUUUUGUUGGAAAUAGUAAAGAGUGCUAUGCGAUGAAAGGUAGGAAAGGAAGAGCAGUGAUCAUCAACAACCAGAACUUUGAUGACACGAGCACUUUGACGAAUAGAUCAGGUUCUGAACAAGAUGCAGAGAUCCUCUCUAAAUUAUUCACAAAACUUGGAUACGAUGUUCGUAAAUAUGAUAAUUUGACUGCAUGUGAUAUGCAGAAAUAUUUGAACAACGAGGCUAAGCAAGAUUAUCAUAACUAUUGCUGCUCGUUUGUUUGUGCUAUUCUAAGCCAUGGGGGUGAGGGAAACACAAUAUAUGGAGUGGACGGAGACACAAUGAGUGUGAAGGACAUCACACUGAUUUUUAACAAUCAAAAUUGUGAAUAUCUAUCUGGUAAACCGAAGAUUUUCAUCAUUCAAGCCUGCCAAGGAAAUACAAAAGACACUGGUGCACUCGACAGAAGUGAUAGCAGUAACAAUAUCCUUGAGAGUUUGUCACUUGACACAACGGAUGGUUCCAUCAGUCCUCUGAAAGGCGGGUGUGAAUCAUCUCAUGGGAGAUAUUAUGUUCCCGAUGGCGAAGAUUCAGUUGAUGGUUCUUAUCCGGGACUUGAUAGAUGCGACAGUGUACCAACUGACUCGGACAUCCUGGUGGCCAAUUCAACCACUGAAGGGAAGACUUCAUGGCGUGUAGGUGGUCGGGGCAGUUGGUUUAUACAAGCUGUUGUAUAUGUGUUUGCUAAAAUGGCCCACAAUACUGAUAUCAGUAAACUAUUUGUGAAGGUUAAUGGACUCGUCUCAAGCGCAACAACUAAAACAAAUUUCAAACAAGCAUCGAAAGUGGAAAAUACGCUAAGAAAAGAUCUGUAUCUCUAUCCUGGUAUAGGCGAAAGUUACUGCUAGAGUGAUUGCGUUGACUCUAUUAAUACGUCCUUAAAGUGUAUCAUAAGUUGACGAUGCAACUCACUGUUUAAACGUUGUCAAAAUGAUGGGAUACUUCUACUUUUUGUGAAAAUAUUCUUUGAUGUAUCGACUUCAGUAUCUUUCUUCGAAGUGUAAUGACAUAGGAUUCUCAGCUCCAAAGAAACAAUUUGUGAAAGGAUCAGCCUCACCACUCAGGACAGUGUUGAAACAUAAAAUGCUAGGAACAACUAAAAUGAGCGAAAGCUAUUUAUAUGCCAUCCAGAUUAUCGUAAAGACUGUCUGUCAACAGAAGGGAAGGGGCAUCACGUUGUUAUUGAUGGAAAUCAAUCAGACGGACUAUUCUUGAAAUAAAAAGUUACAGCAUUUUGAAAAAAGUGGCGUCUUUUUGGCCC
Owenia fusiformis is the source of this 1998-nucleotide messenger RNA. Lineage: Eukaryota; Metazoa; Annelida; Polychaeta; Sabellida; Oweniidae. The record is from the annotation of a GenBank genome assembly.